This is a messenger RNA of Alosa alosa (allis shad), 2732 nucleotides long. RefSeq names its product REC8 meiotic recombination protein b (gene rec8b). The record is from RefSeq and is a predicted model, not a curated record. Gene Ontology annotation, molecular function: protein binding; chromatin binding. The transcript is spliced from 20 exons. Gene Ontology annotation, biological process: synaptonemal complex assembly; replication-born double-strand break repair via sister chromatid exchange; mitotic sister chromatid cohesion. Gene Ontology annotation, cellular component: synaptonemal complex; cohesin complex. The coding region runs from base 274 to 1941 and encodes 555 amino acids. NCBI's taxonomy places the organism in Eukaryota, Metazoa, Chordata, Actinopteri, Clupeiformes, Clupeidae.
UGAUUGGUCAAUCAAGUGGCGGCAAACUUACUCAUCAUAUUCGUGGCAGUGCCAGUUUUAAACUUUACCACACCAGUAUCAGACUAUUUUUUACAGUCUAUGGUAUCAGACGGACUCUGGUAACAUACAGCAACCCGAAGAUAGUUUUGGCAAUACAGACACAACACAAUCUAGCUUUUCUACAAUUACGUAGUUCAGCUAACUCACAUUUAUUUCCAGAAGCAGUGAAAACAAGUUAUAUCGGCUGUAACUUUAAUUUUUACCUCAGGAAAAAUGUUUUACUACCCUGAAGUCCUGCAGCACCAGUCAGGCUGCUUCUCCACAAUCUGGUUGGCAGCCACCAAGGGUAUAAGGAUCACUAGAAGGGAGGUUCUGAAAGUAAACGUCAUACGAACAUGUGAAGACAUCAUUGAGUAUGUGUUGGUGAAGGUACCCCCUGUCCACCCGAGUCUGCCUCGACCACGUUUCUCUCUCUACCUGUCCUCUCAACUACACUAUGGUGUUGUCAUUGUCUACCACCGCCAGUGUGGCUUCCUUCUGGGUGAGCUCAGAGAGUCCUGGAGGUUCCUGGAGGUCCAUACUCCUGAGCGCCCUCCGGUGAAGACCCCGAGAAGAUCCCAGGCUGAGGCUCCUGGCCACAUGGUGUCCCCGGAGUGCAUCACUCUAAGGGAAAAUGAGCUGACAGCCCUGCGCAUGCCUGAGUAUGGAGGGGCUGAGCUGGUGGAACCCACCGCCCAGGAGAUUGACAUGCUGCUGAGGGAGAGCGACCAUCUGAUGGAGGAGGCGGAAGAGAAAGAGAAGGAGAAAGAGAGGGAGGCAGAGAGAGAGAAGACACUGGAGACCAACACAGCCAUGGUGUCUGUAGAACAACUGACGGAGACCCUAGAGAUAGGACCUCCCGAAGAGAAUGCCUUGGGUAUGAUGAUCAUGGAGGUGACCCCUCCUCAUGCGACUUGUCCUACAACACGAGAGGGCAGUGAGUUGGAUAAGGGGAUGAUGCAGGAGCCGUCAAGUUCUUUAGACCUGGAACCACAGCUGGACGUUCCCCUGCCCAAGCGGGGCCGCCGUCGCCAGCUGCUGUUCGCUGACGAGCACACGCAGAUUUCCCAGAGUGCAAUGGAGGACCAGAUCCAUGACCCCCUGGUAGAGACCGUGGCCAUGUCCGAUGUGCUUCUGACCAUCCCUACUAGCUCACGGCUCUCGGUGGAGGAGCUGGUGAGCGCCCCCUGUGGCGCUCUACUCCACCCUGACCUGCUGUCGCUAUGGAAUCAGUGUGCUGUCCUGACAACCCGCCCAGGGAGAGGGCGUGCGCGAGUGGAGGAGAGGGAGAGGGGUCAGGAGAGGAGCGAACUCUCCUCUGAGUUGGGCCCACAGGUGGAGGAGAGGGAGAGGGGUCAGGAGAGGAGCGAACUCUCGUCUGAGUUGGGCCCACGAGUGGAGGAGAGGGAGCUGGAGCGCAGGAACAGGGACUCCAGUGUCCAGGAGGACCUCCGGGAAUCCAUGGAGUCUGGCCUCCACCUGUCUGAGCUCUCAGCUGUGUCUGACACCCAGCUGGACAUCUCUAAAGAGGACAAAGCCCUGGACCCCGUCUCUGUGCCAGUGGGUCGUUGGUCUGUGACAGAGGAGGCUCCCUCAGUGCUGCACAUGGAACCCAUCCUGGAGGAACCUCUGGUGGAGCUGCCUCCGACUGUCACAGAGAUGGAGCCCGGGGAGCACACCACCACUAGCCUGCUCAGAGCGGUCAGCAGCCACCUGGAGCGCUUUGGGAAGAUCUCCUUUGACUCGAUGCUGCCCCCAGAGGCCGACCGCUGCACUGUGGUGCAUGUGUUCUACAACCUGUUAGUGCUUGUGAGUGAGAGAAGGUUGGGAGUGUAUCAGGCCAAGCCCUUUGACCCCAUAACGUGCAUAAGACAUUCAGUGGAGCUGCAGCAAGCAGUAUAAAUUGUGCAUAAGGCAUUCAGUGGAGCUGCACCUUAAGGCAAUAGUAAUGGAUGCUGUGAGAAGAAAUUCUGUUUGCUCUGCCAACAGUUGACCCGUUUACAGUAAUAAGUAUGCUGAUAUGACUUAAUAAAUAGCAGAGACAUUUUCAACUGGAGCAAAACAAUGCAUGAAUGUAGCUUGGCUCCUGUGAUUCUAGACCCCAACUCUGCCCACUGUCGCUUGUCUUUGUCUAAAGACCUGACCACCGUCAGGUUCAGUGAAGGUUUCACUCCAAGUUCUUCCUGCCCCCGAGAGGUUUGACACCAGUGCUGUGGUCCUGGGCUCUGAGAGGGCUUCAGCUCAGGGAAACACUGCUGGGAUGUAAAGGUGGGUGAGAGCGCUGACUGGGCCUUGGGCUUGAUGGCUGAGUCUGCAAUAAGAAAAGGAUACAUCAGCUCCAGAACCGGUCUGUGGCGGCUCCUGUACAACGGGGAGUACCAGGCUGGGUCCACAUCAGGGGCGCCCACUCUCCUAACAGUGAGGCAGAAAACCCCAGAUGAUCAGAGUGCAGCUGGACUGGGAUUCAGGAGAGUUGUCCUUCUCUGACCCUGACAAUGACACACACAUCUACACACUCUUACACACACUUUCACUGAACAAGUCUUCCCUUUGAUAAAUGUCACAUGUAAAGUCUCUCCAGUAAAAAUUAUGCCUCUGAAGGCUUCUGUGACAGUUGCGUCUUUGAACUAAGACUGAGUAACACAAACACCAGAUUACACAGGCAAAAUACAUUAGUCAUAGGGGGGGAAAGA